AUGAAUGACUGCAAGCCAUGUGCAACACCACUACCUUCAACUCUUAAGAUUCAGGCCACUGGAGGUGCUGUAUUUGACAACCCUCAACUCUAUCGUUCUGUAGUGGGAAGCUUGCAAUAUCUCACUGUAACUAGGCCAGACUUGGCCUAUAGUGUAAACAAAGUUUCACAGUUUAUGCAAUCUCCUCUAGAGGCACACUGGAAACUAGUUAAAAGAGUACUGCGGUAUGUGCAAGGUACAGCUGCAUAUGGCCUUAAAAUUCAUAAGGAUCCAUCCCUAAAGAUCACAGCUUAUUGUGACUCACACUGGGCUGGUGAUCCAAAUGACAGAAAGUUAGUUGGUGAUUUCUGUGUCUUCAUGGGAAGGAAUCUAGUAUCUUGGCAGUCAAAGAAGCAAGGAGUGGUGGCUAGGUCAAGCACUGAGGCUGACUGGCUGACCUUGUGGCAGAAUUAA
Arachis stenosperma is the source of this 453-nucleotide messenger RNA. RefSeq lists its product as uncharacterized. The record is from RefSeq and is a predicted model, not a curated record. The coding region runs from base 1 to 453 and encodes 150 amino acids. NCBI's taxonomy places the organism in Eukaryota, Viridiplantae, Streptophyta, Magnoliopsida, Fabales, Fabaceae. The transcript has a single exon.